CGGCCAUGGUGUGGAAAUACCGCCAUGGUUUUGCGGCAGCUGCAGACGCCACAGAAUACUUAAAACUGCACUUGACACCCCGCGUCUUGGACUGCCUGAUUGUGCAACAGCAUUUGUAGGUGUAAAGUUCGUGUGUAAUACGAGCUGUAUAAUCAGAUAAUGGAAAUGCAGGAUGAUAAAGUAGAUAUUCCUGAUUCCACGAUGAUGCCUGCAGAAAACUCAAAGCUGACAGCAAAUAUUGUGCAUGCGGGCGGAGACAACGGCGAAGCGCUUUCAGAAAAAGAUAUGACAACUCAUGACCAUUAUAUGAAAGAUGUGAAUGAAAUUUUAGCAGAGCUCGACGAAAAGAGAGAAGGAGACAAACGUGUAGUCGAAGAAUUUCGCUUGAAAAUGAAUGAAAUGGUCGAUGAAAUUUGUGGUCAAAUUGAACAAAGACUUGUAGCGAGAUAUGAAAAAACAAAUGAAAAAGUUUCAAUAAAGCUUGAAUACUUGAAUGAAAUAUUGGGCAGAGUAGGUGUUCUCGAACAAGAAUUAUCAGAUUUCAAUAGUGCUGUUGGUGUUUUAUUUCAAGAAGCUUCCAACUGAAGGUCAGCAUGUUAUAGUGUUCAUCAAGAAUUCUAAAACUAUGAAUACUGUUUGAUAAGUAAUUUGUAUGAAGGAAGACGUAUCCAAAGUACACACAUGACAUGGAAGCACAUGCAGCACAAGUGUAUCUCAGAUAAUAGGGUUUGAAAACUUCACCUCGAAGAUCUUGCCAUGAGGCUAACAUCUGUAUUGUUUGUUUAUUUGCAAAUUCUACAUUAUUGAGUUACAUCUAUUUCCACCCAACCAAUAUGGACUACCAGAAUCUGUUACUUAAUACUGACUCAGAAAUAAUACAUACUCUUUUGCUCUAUUGCUACUACUAAUACAAUUUACAUUAUAAACCUUUUUACCUAUUUUGUUAGCUUUGAUUUCUUGCAUAUUUUUGCUGUUUUUUUAUUGUUUAAAGUUCUUGUUUAUUUAUUUUUUUGUGUUUUUGAAAUUGUUUAUGCAAUCAUUUUAUUGCUAUAUUCACUGUUCAUAUUGUUCUACUUCCAGUCAGGUUGUCCUUCGCUCAGCAUGGCCCAAUGUUGGGGUGCAUCUUCGUCGGUCACCUUAUCAUUGUGCCAUGCUUGGCUCAUUGGCUGUAUAUUUCAAAUUGGUACUUGGUAGUUAAUACAAAUUGGUAUUUGGUA
Messenger RNA from Styela clava, 1217 nucleotides. RefSeq lists its product as uncharacterized. Gene Ontology annotation, biological process: synaptonemal complex assembly. The record is from RefSeq and is a predicted model, not a curated record. Gene Ontology annotation, cellular component: central element. NCBI's taxonomy places the organism in Eukaryota, Metazoa, Chordata, Ascidiacea, Stolidobranchia, Styelidae.